Molecule: messenger RNA, 3462 nt
Organism: Durio zibethinus
Lineage: Eukaryota; Viridiplantae; Streptophyta; Magnoliopsida; Malvales; Malvaceae
Source: RefSeq, a predicted model, not a curated record
CAAAUAAAAACGAGUAACGAACGGGUGAAACGUUAAAACAUAGUUUCCUCGCAUAUGCUCAACCCCGCACGCCUCAUCGUCACCAUGGACGAACCCUUCCCGACCACCGACCCUCUUACGAACCAAUUCGGAUCUCUCAACGACCUAGUACACGAGCUUGCUACUCUCCAAGACCUCGCUACGCGCGGCUCCUGGCGUUCCAUCCUCGACAAAGUUUCCCUAGCCCGUUCCCUCAACCUCCUAACCAACCCCCACGACAACCUCAUCUACCUUUCCUACAACGUCCUCGCCCUCUCAAAAUUACGCCGCUUCACCGACGCUUCAAACGAACUCGACUCUCUCCACGACUUCAACAGCCACCAUUACAAAUACGAAACCUACCCUCAACUUUACCCGAACCGCUCUGGUUCAAUGGUCCCCUUUUCUCUGCGGUUCAUCCAAGCCCAACUUCGGAUUAAGCUUGGGAACCGCCAAGAAGGGUUAGAUCGGUUUUAUCUUUUGCUUAAUUUUAUUUGUCAGAAAAUAAAAGAAAAAGAAUGCAAUAAUUUAGAGGAGUCUGUCAACAUUUGGAAAAAAAGGGAAAAUUUUGUUCUAAAUUGUUUAAUUGGCCAUCAUUUGGGGGCUAAGGAAUUCAAUGUGUGUUUAGAUUUGAUUAAGGAUUUGAUUAAUCGUGAUUAUUUAGAUCCAGUUUUAGUUUCCAAAUUAGGGUAUAUUCAGAUGCAGAUUGGGGAUCUUAAAGGGGCAAAGGGGUCAUUUAACCGUGUAGAGACAAUGUUAAAUGAAGGGAAGAAUGAUGGCUAUUCUUUUUUGAGUGAGGUUGAAUUUAGGAAUCUAGUGAAUAGAAACAAGGCCUUGGUUUAUUUGGUGGGCAAAGAUUAUGUUUCUGCAGUGAGGGAAUACGAGGAGUGUAUUGAAAGGAAUAACACAGAUGUUGUUGCGAUUAAUAAUAAGGCGCUUUGUUUGAUGUAUUUGAGGGAUUUGUCUGAUUCGAUUAAGGUAUUGGAGAAUGCACUUGAAAGGGUGCCUACCAUGGCAGUGAAUGAGGCUAUGGUGAUCAAUUUGUGUAGUAUGUAUGAGUUAGCAUAUGUCAAUCACUCGGAGAUUAAGAGGACUUUGAGUAAUUGGAUUGCACGUGUUGUGCCCGAUGAUUUUGAUGCGUCCUGUACCAGGGUUUGAGCCUGUAGGUGAAAUAUCUUAGCUUUCCACAUAGCUGGCAAACUAUCUAGGAGGUGAUUCAUUAAAGCAGUGUUUAUUUUCUCUCUCUCUUUUCUCCCUUAUUCUCUUAAGUGGUCUAAGAGGUUUCUUGACUCCUUGAAUAUGACUGAAAUCUUUUAUCUAGAAUUUCCUGUUAUUUUUACCAAUGAGAUUAAAUGAUAUGCUAACAUUGUCUUUGUUUUUCAUCAAUAUAAUAGUGGAUUCUGCAAAAGUAUGUUCUCUACCUAGUUGUCAUUAUAUGCCUAUUUUACGAGGUAUUGUCCUAUUUUACGAGGUAUUGUCUUAUAUUUUUACUUGAUGUUGUGUUGAAACUUCUGAUACAUCCAUCAUCUUUUAUUUUGGUUCAUAACAAUAAACAGCCAAGUCUCUUAGAAACCACCAUUUGAGAUACAAUUUUCCCUUCUGGCAAAAAGGGGGAAAAAAAAAGAUACUAUUUCCCCUCACAUCCAAAUCACCAGAUUAUGAUGGUAUUUUCUUUCUCUAAAAUGUGAUGGUACAUGUAAGUAUUGGUAUUGGGAUACUGCAUAUGAACCAAUAUGGCUGUUAUAAGGUUUCUAAUGGGCCAUUUACCCUUGAAUUAAUAAUCUAUUUUCAAAGGUGGGAAAUGUUGAGUUGGAAGUAUAGAGCGGGUAGGAAAUUGGAUGAUAGAAGUAGGAAGUAUAAAGCAGAGAGUGAGAAGUAGGAACUGGAAUCAAAUCUUCUUAGUAGAUGCAAGAGGAUGUAUGGGAGUUUUCUCAUUGCCAAAUGACUCUCACACCAUAUAUACAUAGAAUUAGUCUGAGAGCACUUAAUGCGAUCAAUGGGAAAGUGUUAGCUCAUUCUGUAUUAAGAGUAAAGAUGAUCAUUAUAAAUUUUAGCAAUUAGAUGUUACUAUAAGUUUGUGAUAGAAGGUGGGGCUAGUGCCUUCUGUGAAAUAUGACACAUGAGACACACUUAUGAACUUCUGAGAAAGGUUAAGGGAAGAAUUCUUAACUAAGUCCAUGGUCGAGCCAUCAAACAAAGCUUCCUGUAACAUUCCUAAAGACAUGCAGUUAACCAAAGUAUUCUGCUACUAGUCUUGGUGUUGAUGUCAGUCAUGUUCCAGAACGUAAGUAGGUGGUAGCUGUAAAACAUGCUUAAGAACUUAUUUAAUUUGGUAAAUUUACAAUUGAUAAAGAACAAAGUAUCAAUGUAGAUUAAAGGCUGCUUCUUUGAAUGGUGGUUCACUAUAAACUAAAAGCAUUUAGAAGUAAUAAACUGAAGCAAGUAACAUUGGUUGUUUUGGUCCUUUUACUGUCUUUAUAUUUCCUUCUUUUGCUUUCUUAAACCUCAUUUCAACAAUUCUUUUGGUGUCCUUUCUGGUCGGAUGAAUUGCUGAAUUUGGGCAGGUUUUAAGGAGUAAAGACGACAGAGCAGAGGUUUGCUAGGUCAACUUUUUGUGCUCUCUAUUUUAUCCCUAGUCGAUUCAAUUUAUGGCAGCCCGAAGCUUGUAGAAGUAAUACUCAUGUUUACUACCUCAUUAGUGGUUUCCUUUCUUUUAUAAAAGGAGAAUACAUAGUGAUUUCUUCAACUUGCCCAGCUAACCCCCAAGUGACACACUCGUACUUUAAAUUUAAGAUUUUGCUACUUUCCAUAGAACUUGGACCUUGGAUAUUAAUGGAGCUUUGUAAAGAAGGGGCUAUGUUUGUCUAACCCAUAAAAAUGUAGUGAUGGCAUUUGUUGUUGCUAAAGUUUUGUCCCUCCUAAUUCAAGAAUAACCCCAGUGUAGCUCAUUUUCGUGACAGACGAAUGAAAAUGGAGAAAUUCUCAAUCAUAAAAAAUUGAUGUUUUCUUAAAAUCUCGUAGAUUUCCGGCGGAUAGAAUCUGUUGGUAUUUUACAUUGAAAAAACCCUGUAAAAUCGGCAAAUGAGAUUUUGUCUCAAUGCAAAGAGAAAGAAUUGAAACUCAUGUGCAAGUCUUAUUAAGUGUAGUUUUCUGUUUGGGAAUUGCUACUGAUCUCAAGAUUAUUCUACAGUGUUAUAAGCAAUAAAGGUUUUUUCAUUUUAAUUGACCUGAAAUUGGGGUUUCUGAAGAUACGAAACUUGAACCCUUAAAAUUCUUGUAACUCGAAGUCAAAUUUUUUAUUUGUUCCAUACACACAUUUACUUAAAAUACCAUCCAAAAAAGGUGUGGAUCAAUUUGAUUCAAGCAAUAAAAGUUGCUUACGAAGAGGAAAAAAACUCUAUUUAAUUUAUUUAAUUUAAGUAACUUCAUAUUUCUAAUAUUGAC